Molecule: messenger RNA, 3103 nt
Organism: Mya arenaria
Lineage: Eukaryota; Metazoa; Mollusca; Bivalvia; Myida; Myidae
Exons: 3
Coding region: 256-2271 (671 amino acids)
Molecular function (GO): zinc ion binding
Source: RefSeq, a predicted model, not a curated record
UAUCGUUCAUACUGCGUAAAUGAACGAUUGUAAAUAAACACUGAGAUAAUAAGUAAGAUAUACAUCUGGGAUAGUAUAACUUCAUAAACGAAAAUGGUGUUUAAAACGAUAUAUAAGUAAAACAAAAAAAGACAUAUUUAAUAAAAAGGUAUUGGGACUUUAAUUAAUUUGUUUAAAAUUUGAACAUUAUCUACUUACAAAAUAUUGAUCAGUAAUUGUAAUUGAAAACUUCUGUUGGUGACGCCGUGCCAUAAAAUGCCACCUAUAAAGAGGGCCGCUUCUUGUAAAAAGAUUCAGGAGGAUAUUUUGAGCUGUUCCAUCCAUCUAGGAACCCUGGAGCGACCCCGGGUGCUCCCAUGCGGACACAACCUGUGCGAAAAUUGCCUGAAAGACUUCCUGUCUGAGCGACAGACGGCCAUGAGAAGAAACCUAGCGGCAGAAGUGACGUGCCCGCUCUGUAGAAAAGUAAUCAACAUUUCAGACAAAACAACUCCAGUUAAUGAAUGGUUAGAGCAGUUUCCACUGAACGUUCUGAUCAUGAACAUUAUAGAGGAGGGAACCAGGAACGGAGAUGCCACAGUGACACAACACAAGUGCUCAUUGCACGAAAAUAAAGAUGCUCAGAUGUACUGCUUUGAUGACAACGAAUAUGGCUGCCUUCCCUGUUCAAGAACAAAACAUAUGUGUUGCGAGAGAAUUGUUUUUCUGAACGACGAAGAUCAAUUAAUUGAAGUAUCUAACAAAGUCCUAAAUGAGGUUGUUGGUGUUAAAGAAGAUAUAUCACAGACGAUAGAACAAAUGGGUUCUAUAAUUGAUAAUGUUGCGCUCGAAUCCGAUGCAAUCAUUGAACACGUUAGGAUAUUCAAGUUAGAAAUGGAAAGGUUGCUGCAUCAGCUUUGCGAAAAGGUUAUAAGUGAUGUAGACGAGAAACGUAAUACGGAGGUAAAACGAAUAGAUAAAUUUAGAAAUAAGUACAGAGUACAGUUUGUCGACCUAAACUCUGCGGAAUCUUUACUGCAAUACCACAUCAAUGGUGACUUGGAUAAUGGCGAUUUGCUUGUAGCUCUUCAACAAUCAAUAUCAGUUGUAUCAGAAUUACAGACUGAAAUGAAAUACGACAAGGAACCCAUACCUAUGACUUUAAAAUGGACCGCAAGUGAAUUAGUAGACCACAUAAAAAAGGAUAUGGAAGAACUUCUGCAGAAACCGGUUUUGGCAAUAGAUUCUCACAACCUAGAACCCGACAAAGAUAACCAAGCACUUGAUAUAGUUGCCGAUGCCACUGAGAGAAAUGGAAAGAAAGAGAUCUCCACAUCCUUAAAUGAUUCAAAUACAUAUAGGUCUGAAUUAGUAUCUUCAGAUUAUGCAAGCGAGAGUUUGUCUUUAUCGACGAUAUCGACAAUAAACGAAGAACAGCCGAUGUGGUUUCGAAAAGCAGAAAUAAUAGGCUUGAUCAAACCGAGGACUAAGAGUAUUGACAAAUAUGACUGCGACAUCACUGCGUGUCUCGUGACGCAAGAUGACGAAUUUUUUCUAGUUGAUCAUAAUAACAACAAUAUAAAACAGUUCGCCGGUGAAUCUGGCGAGUUUAAGUUUAAACAACACAGGCGGUUUACAGCUCGCCCCUGGGGUGCUGCAGCAUGGAAUUCAUCGGGUGAAGAAAGAAUUGUUGCGAUUUCAUUUCCUCAUGUGCAGUCAAUAGCGUGUCUUGAUUUUAACAACUCUUCAUCCAAACUUAGGUCAGUAAAAAUACAACACAGUUGUUACGGCAUCGCUAUCUUCCAUGAUUCCUUAAUUGCUACAACGUACGACGAUGGACAUUAUGUUUUAUUUCUGAAAGAAGAUUGUUCGAUUACAAGAAAGAUAUCACUAGCCGAUUCUGGAAAUCCCACUAUCAUGCGUCCGAUCUCCGUUCUUCAUAACACAAUAGAUGACAACAUUAUUGUUACAACGGAAGGUCAUUCAUCUGCAAACGGAUCUAUACUUUACAUCGACGCGGUCGGAAACAUCGUUGACACAGUUACUACGGCAAAAAUCAAACGUUGUUUUUCAUGCGAUUACGAUAAAGAUGGUAACCUAUACAUCUGUGACCGAAAGUCUUCGACGGUUUUCGUGAAAUCAAAACUAGGCGACGCAUUGAAAUCUCUAUUAACAUCAAAACAUGGAAUAAAUCAGCCUUGUUGCCUACGAUUUCUUCAAGGAAGAGUCAAAUUCGUGGUAGCAGAUGAAUCCAGUUCAGUUAAAUUGUUUUGUUUAAAUGAAAUUAUUUAACAUGAAGAGGAAACAAACCCGGACAUGGCAUGGAUAAUUUUUAAAACCACGUUUUAUUUCCUUCUAUAAACAGGUUUUGAAGAUUAGUUCGUAGUAGGUUACAGGAUUAAACAUUUUAAAAGUUUAAAUUUCGAAAAUGUUCACUGUAGCAAACAUGUGUCUUGUUUUGCGGAAAUUAAAGGAAAUAACAUCAUUAUCACUUCUAUAUAGUCUGUUAUUCAAUUGUUCAGAUAAUGCUUCUAUUCAGCUGACCUUAAACAUCGAAUUGUGUAUAUUUUGUUUCUUAAACUUUGGUGCAAAGUAUAUAAGCAUUGAAUAAACUAUUCGCUAUAGAGUAGUUAGAUAUCAGAUAUUGCUUUCCGAUCGUAUUGAUUGGUUUCGAAUGGAAUUGUUUCAAACAUAAACUCCUUAUGAUUGUAUACCGACCACGAUCAAUAUGUAAACAACGUAUGUAGUUUAAAGCUAUGAAUUGAAAUACAUGUGCAUUGGUUAUGAAUCAUUAUUAAUUCAUUGGAACAUAACUAAAUUCAAAGGUAAUGUCAUUUUCUAGUUCAUUGUUGUGAUAGUUAUUCCAAUAUUACUAUUUUGGUUUUAAACUAAGAAUUGUGAUACUACAGGUAAAAUAUCAACUUAACAAAUAUAGCUCCACUUCGGAACGACUUGUUUCUAUUUGAGUUUACAAGCCGAAGCCUCUAUUUUCAAACAUUGGGUUUAGUCAAGUUCAGCUUCCGAAGCUUGAAUGUAUGUAUUUAUUAACCCCUGUUAACUAAGCACAGUUUGCCAUUCUGUAAGCUUGUAUGGAAGUUUGAUGAGAACAUAAUUCCGUAAGUUG